UGCCGUUUUACGUACAUUUGUUUGGUUUGUAAACUUACAGAGGAACAUUGAAUUAUAAAUAUUAUCAUGUUUGGUUAUGAUAUUUGUUUUCAUAUCUUCAAUGUAUUCUACCUCUAUGUUUUAUAACAACUAGGAGGUUAGAAAACUACAGUGUAUUGUAUUUAUGUAUUCCUAAUCUAUUACUCUGCCCUCAUAGAUAAAUUACAUAGUGUACACUAUUUUCUUUAUUUGUAGAUUUUUAAUUCUAUUUAAUAUAUUUCAUAACGGUGACCGGGAUAGAUAUAAGCCGUUGAUGGAAAUAAUAUUUAUAAACAGAUAAUUAGUCUCCCAUUUUUAAUAAUGAUAUCAGGAUUCAUAGGAUCUAGGUUUAUUUUGUACGUGCUUCUUGAAGGAAAUACGUAAAGUAAUUCAAUAUUUCUUAUUCCAAGACAUUAAGUGUAAAUUAAAUACUUAGCUAUGGCAGGAUUACCAGGGUAUACUGUGAAUAUAGCAGUUGAAGCUCCUGUCGAAAAUCAGAUUCAGGAAAUAUCUUAUGAUGGGCAGGAAUUUUACCAGACACCUCUUACUAUGUCUGAGAGCCUUACUAAAUUGGCUGCAAAGAUUGAUUUCAGUAAAACAGGAUGUGAAGAUAUCAAAAAAGAUCCAGAAACUAGUGAAAAUGGAGAAGAUGAAACAUCUAAAGAUGCAUAUCAGUCUGCUAUUUGGCCAUGGGAUUCGGUCAGAAAUAAGUUGCGGUAUGUUUAUUAUUAUCAAUGUUUUAUAUCUUUACAUUCGUUGUGGUUUGUUAUUAAUUGUUUGUGUAUAUUCUAGAAACGCAUACACUGAAAUUUGUGUAUUAGCAGAUGUAGUGUCAAUAGCCAAAGAAAAGAGGUAUAUGGUUUUUGACCCUAUUCCCCAGGAGAUGCAUGAGCAGAAAUCUAUGGCCCAAGUAUAUGCCAGAAAAAAGGCCCUAGCUGGAGCAGCAUCUGUAUUAUUAACCGCUGCUGAGAGGUUAAGAACAUGCCAAACUGAAGCGGCCCGCAACAGAGCUGUACCAGACUUUCAUAUUGAAUUGCUGCGUCUGAGACAAAGCUGGAGGUUGAAGAAAGUGUCAAAUACCAUCAUUGGAGAUCUCUCUUAUCGUACUGCUGGCAGUAAAUAUGCCCAGACUGGCUUAUUUGAAGUUACAAAGGCUGAGGAUGAACCAGAAACUUCAGGAGAAAGCAGUCCGGAUCCGGGAGGCAUAGCAAGGCCUGCUUCUGCUCUUAGAGUUAUUAUACCGUCAGAGUUACAAGGUGUAGCCUACAUCGGUGUAAUAGUUCAGAAAGAUCAAGAAGACCUUUGCUCAGCUUCAAUCACGUCCCUCGGUGAGAGGGCUGUAAACCAUCCAGAUCUCCAUUGGAGGCAAAAACUAGAAUCAGCUCAGAAUGUUUUGUUUUGUAAGGAGUUAUUCAAUCAGUUGGCGAAAGAGGCAGUUCAAUUGCAUGCUCCCAUCCCUCAUAUGGUUCUUGGAAAUCAAAUAAUGGCUUCUAUGUUUCCUGGCGUACAACUCAUUAUUCAUUUAACUCACAGCACAACGGGAGGGAAUGUUGAGAAACGCGAAAGUGGUUUUAAAUCUGAACAUGAUCAUGUCCUCGAACAUUCUUUACAUCAGUUAUUGAGAGAGGUUCAUCAUCGAAAUACACACCAUCCAUUCCCGCAUCCAUCGUCUGCACCCCUUGGCCCAUCUAAGCGGCGCUGCCUAGCUGGACCAACUGCUGCAGAUCGCUACCAGCUACUUGAAAUGACUAAGAGUCAAACACUUCUAGAACAAAUCAUUCAGCAAGCCCAACAUUUCUUCCUUCGCAUUCGCACCGAAUAUGUUCUCGAUACGAUCAUCAAAGAAGUUAAGGAUCCAAUUAUUGUAUCUCACUGGAAUGCUUUGAAUUCUCCUUGUGUUUCGUGCGUAAAAAUCAACAUAAUGACCCAUGGGUACGAUACUGUUUGUCGAACUUCCCUUGUCAUACAGGUUGCUGAUAAAUCAUUAAAAUGUGUUUGCCGUGAUGGCCGUGUUAUGCAUAUGUCUUAUGAACUUCAGGAACUUCGUGAUCUUAUAUUUUGUCAGAUUUACCAGCACCAGAUUACAGCAGUCCAGCAACUCGCCCGGUGCAUGGGCUGGCAGUAUCUUUCUAACAGUACUCAUCUUGGAAUUGGAGCAGUUGAGCCUCUUGGGAACGCGAGUAGCUGUAUCCUCGCCUCACCGAUGGGCGAUAGGUUAAUCGCUGUACGAUGUGAACCCCAAGGUGCUGUUCAAGUGUCUAUUGCUCAUUCUCCUAAAAAAGAUUUCUUCAGUGGGCAGCUAGUGAAAGAGAGGAAGUGGGAAAACUUGGGUGGCGCAUUUAAAGAAGUGCGUUGGGAUAAAAUGGAAGGGAAGAACUUCCUCAAUAAAAUGGAACUCCUUAUGGCUAGUCUUACAAGCUCAUAGUUAGCAGUAUUGUUUUAUUGAUGCUUCGUUUAUAUUGAUCUUUCAUGUUUAUAUUUGUCUUUUGUAUAUAUACAUUUGUAUAUUGUAAAUAUUUGUAAAUUAUAAUUAAUUCUUAAGUGUAUCAUAAUUUUUAAACUUGAUUUUUUUUUUAAUCAGUUUGAAUUAAAAUGUUAAACCAUAACCUGAUAAUUUCUAUUCUCAUCUUAUGUCCUACGUUUCCACUGUCUCUAUUACGUUAUCCUAUUCUGAUAACACUGUAUCCUUUAUAUUCAAUUGAAAUAGUAAGAUAUUCAUAAUAAUAAAUUACGCAUUGUGGUUGUCUAAAUAUUUAUACAUGUGUAAAGGUUUUUAUAAAUAUAUAAUUUAUAAUAUUUUUAAUAACUCGAUAGUGUUAUGUAAUCGAAACCCUACAUCAAAAGUCUUUACAUUUUGAUUUUU
Molecule: messenger RNA, 2881 nt
Organism: Nezara viridula (southern green stink bug)
Lineage: Eukaryota; Metazoa; Arthropoda; Insecta; Hemiptera; Pentatomidae
Source: the annotation of a GenBank genome assembly